AUGACCUCCGAUUCCACGCUAUACUUCACCGCCGUCGAAGAUAUGUUCAAGGAAGUGUUAACAAUAGAGGACGAGGACGAGGUUCCUGAGAACGAGGAGGCAUCCGAAACUCCAAAACGCUAUGUGCGCUUGCGGCAGCAAAAGUUAUUCGCGAAUGACUCCAGUAGUUUUGUAAUAAGUCGCCGAUCUCCGAAGACUGAAUCUAACAGCCUCAAAUUGAAUAUAUCGCCUAGAAGGCUCAAGGAGCUCCGCGGUGAGGAGAUCCUCCGAAUGCGCAAGGAUCGGGCGGAAAAGGAACGAAUGAAACCCCAGAGACGACUUACCUUGAGGAUUUAACUUCACCGAUCGACUUUCUUUGUAUUUUGUUAUCCAAUCGAAGUGCUUCCCCGUUGUAUGCUUUAAGAGUUAUUUUUAAGUUCUACCAAGUAUGCUGUGGUUACUUAUGACU
Molecule: messenger RNA, 448 nt
Organism: Drosophila subpulchrella
Lineage: Eukaryota; Metazoa; Arthropoda; Insecta; Diptera; Drosophilidae
Exons: 1
Coding region: 1-336 (111 amino acids)
Source: RefSeq, a predicted model, not a curated record